Anolis sagrei ordinatus is the source of this 2080-nucleotide messenger RNA. RefSeq names its product alpha tocopherol transfer protein (gene TTPA). The record is from RefSeq and is a predicted model, not a curated record. Gene Ontology annotation, cellular component: late endosome; membrane. NCBI's taxonomy places the organism in Eukaryota, Metazoa, Chordata, Lepidosauria, Squamata, Anolidae. Gene Ontology annotation, biological process: vitamin transport; vitamin E metabolic process. Gene Ontology annotation, molecular function: vitamin E binding; lipid transfer activity; phosphatidylinositol bisphosphate binding.
CCAAAACAUCCGGAGGGUCGAAGUUUGUCCCUGCCUGCUUGAACUGAAUGCUGUGGAAUCCUGAGUUCUGCAGUUUGGUGCUCUUCAGCCUGGAAAGUUCAGGAGUUCGUAAGGGAGAACUUGGAUCCUGCGGGGCGAUACGAGUUUGAGCCUUGAGCCAGAGUCAGGCGACGCAAGAGUGGGUGGCUUUCUCGGCGGCAAAGGUUGCCCGGGAGAUCCUGGUCGCCAACUCCGCCUGCGCUGGGGAGCCUCCGUCCGGAAUCCUUCUUCUUGGGGAGGGAGGCGGGCGCUUCUUUCCCAAUGGACCUCAGAGGCGUCAAGCGAGUCUGGCCAGGUAUCCCGGCGCAGAUCCUCGUGGCCAAGACAAACAAGGGCCCCUUUGACUCCUGGCCCGCGUCGCCGGUGGGGCCCCCUGCGCGGCCUUGGCCCGGGGCUCGGGCUCUGCGACGGUGCCAGCGGCUGCCUUGCCUUCUCCCUCCUCGGGUUAUGCAACGGGGCCAAGAGCAGCCGCGCCGGGCGGGUUCCUCUCCCAGUGCCGAGGAGCCCCUUCCCUCGCCAUGAGCCGCCCCGAGGAGCCCCCCAACCUCAACCUGUUGCCGGACGAGGCGCCCCAAGUCCGAGCCGCCGUGGCCGCCUUGAGGCGCAGAGUUCAAGAAGAAGAGGGCAAGGAGAGGGAAGGGGGCUUGCAUCCCAUGCCGCCUUUCCUCCUCAGCGACGCCCACUUGGUCCGCUUCUUGAGGGCUCGGGAUUUCGAGGCAGAGCUGGCCUGGAAGCUGCUGAAAAACUACCACAAAUGGAGAGCCGAAUGUCCAGAAAUGAGUGCAGAUUUACGACCCUACUCUAUUCUUGGAUUGUUGCAUGAAGGUUACCAUGGAGUUUUGAAAGAAAGAGACCCAACUGGCAGUAAAGUGCUCAUUUAUAGAAUUGCACGAUGGGAUCCAAAGAUGUUUACAGCAUUUGAUGUGUUUCGUGUAAGUCUUAUCACAUCUGAACUUAUCGUAAGGGAGCUAGAGACACAGCGGAAUGGUGUCAAGGUUAUCUUUGAUCUCCAAGGAUGGAGAUUUGCCCAUGCCUUUCAGAUCUCUCCAACAGUGGCCAAAAGGAUAGCUGCUGUGCUCACAGAUUCCUUCCCCCUCAAAGUUCGAGGUAUUCACUUGAUUAAUGAGCCUUUGUUCUUCCAUCCCGUCUUUACCAUAAUUAAGCCCUUUCUCUCUGAAAAGAUCAAGGCACGGAUCCACAUGCAUGGCUGUAACUAUUCCCAGAGUCUCCAGCAGCAUUUUCCAGCCAACAUUCUUCCAGAAGAAUAUUGUGGUGAAGCAGCUUCCAUGGAGGAGCUUUCCAAAGAAUGGACUGACUUCAUUCUGGAAUCUGAAAGUUAUCUUCAGAGUAUUUCUCUGCUUGGGUAGUACAUUAAACAGGCAGAAAAUGUUUUGUGGGAGGACCAUAAUUACUAAUUAUUCAGAGGGAGCAGAGAAUGAAGGAGGGAAAAUUAAUCCCAUGGGUCUCUGGAGCCAAGAUUUUGAGAUGAUUCACAUGCACAUUGGCUUAUCCUCUUCACAACUUGUUGAGCAACAAAUACAAGCAGAGACUUGACUUAGAUAAUUGGAAAUGUCUAUCUCAGAACAAAGAUACUGGAAAAAAAAGUGAGAAAUUCUUUUACAUUUAUCACUAAAGGGAUAUCUUCUUCCUAGAAAGCUCUAUUCAAGUCUGUAUUAUUGAACUGCUAUGCUUUGUGGGAGCCGGAGCUUGGACAGGUUACUUUUCUGGAUCACUGACCAUACUGCCUGGAUAUUCUGGAAGUUCUAACACCAAAAUACAUAUUUUCUAAAGUUAGACCAGAGUCUUAUCUACUGCAAGGGUCAUCCAGGGGCCAGUUUACACGCCUUUGAAAAAGCAGGGUAGAGUUGCAACAAUGGCCUCCUACUUGCCUUAAUAUUUUUCCCUGAAAGUUAUUGGAUAUUGGAAAGGGAUUGAACUUCUUUAUUAUUCAGAGGGGAAGGUCUGGGAACCAAUUUCCUGUCCAUGUGAUGCCCUAAGACUGCCAAAAGUGUCUUAUAAUAAAAUAUAUUUGCAAUUUAAA